Cyphellophora europaea CBS 101466 is the source of this 1245-nucleotide messenger RNA. RefSeq lists its product as uncharacterized. Gene Ontology annotation, molecular function: ATP hydrolysis activity; GTP binding. The record is from RefSeq and is a predicted model, not a curated record. Lineage: Eukaryota; Fungi; Ascomycota; Eurotiomycetes; Chaetothyriales; Cyphellophoraceae. Gene Ontology annotation, cellular component: cytoplasm. The transcript has 3 exons. Bases 1 to 1245 code for a protein of 414 amino acids.
AUGCCGCGCGACCCUCUCAUCGGGCUGGUAGGGAAGCCCUCGUCUGGGAAAUCGACGACAUUGAACAGUCUGACAGACGCGACUUCCAAAGUCGGUGCAUUCACGACGAUCGACCCGCAACGGGCUAUCGGGUAUCUUCAGAUUGAUUGCGCUUGUGUUCGACACGACCUAGCCGACAAGUGUCGCCCGAACUACGGUUCCUGCGUCAACGGCAAGCGCUCCGUGCCCAUUGAGCUGCUCGAUGUCGCCGGCCUCGUUCCUGGCGCACAUGAAGGCAAGGGCUUGGGCAACAAGUUCUUGGACGAUCUCAGACACGCAGACGCACUUAUCCAUGUGGUCGACGUCAGUGGGACGACUGAUGCCGAGGGCAAAGCCACUAGGGGAUACGAUCCAAGUGUCGACAUCGAGUGGCUACGCGGCGAGAUUGUGCGAUGGGUUCAGGGAAACCUUAUGGAUAAAUGGGGAAGCAUCAAGAGGAGGCAUAUUGCGAUCAAGGCGAACGCGGUGGAGACAUUGCAGGGCCAAUUCUCUGGGUACGGCUCAACCAGCUCGAUAGUCGCACGCUGCCUGGAUCGCAUGGGAUUGAAAGAGCCGCUCGAGACAUGGGACGAUGCAACGAUCGAGAGAAUGGUCAACGCUUUCGUGGACGAGAAGUUCCCCACCGUGCUGGCCCUCAAUAAAAUCGACCACCCCGAUGCAGAUCGAAAUAUCGCCAAGAUCGCCAAAAUGGUAGCACCUGAACGGAUGGUUCUGUGCUCUGCUAUCAGCGAAGUGUUUCUGCGCAAGCUCAACAAACAAGGAUACAUCAAAUAUCGAGAAGGCGAUGAGUACCUAGAUACACGAGAAGACCUGAUUGAACAAGGUGACGAGGAUGGUGGCGGGCUGAAAGAACUGGAUGAAAAACUCAAAACGCGCAUCGAGAAUCUGAAAGACAUGGUGCUGUAUCGCUUCGGUAGCACGGGCGUGGUGCAGGUUCUAAGCCGGGCAGCUGAAGUCUUGGGACUAGUACCCGUCUUUCCGGUCCGAAAUAUUCACACCUACGGUUCAGGCUCGAGCGGCGCAACGGCCGUGUUCCGCGACUGCGUCCUUGUCAAAAAGAAUAGUACUGUCGGCGAUGUUGCGAGGAAGGUGAUGGGCGACGCCCCCAUUGCAUUCAUCGAAGGCGAUGGCGGCAGACGCGUCGCAGAAGAACAGCUGGUCAGCGUGGGCAAGAACGACAUCUUGUCGUUUCACGUGGGCAGAUGA